Marmota flaviventris (yellow-bellied marmot) is the source of this 2102-nucleotide messenger RNA. RefSeq names its product THAP domain containing 3 (gene Thap3). Lineage: Eukaryota; Metazoa; Chordata; Mammalia; Rodentia; Sciuridae. The record is from RefSeq and is a predicted model, not a curated record.
GCGAGGGGGCUCGAGGGUGAGGCUGCUAAGUCCUUGGCGGUGGCUUGAAUUUGAUUUUGUGCAGGUGGAGUUUGACAUUCCCGUGGGACAUGAAGGUAGACAUGUCUUGGUGGGGACAGGAAGUUCAGGUUCUGCUUGGGAGGGAGUUCACAAUAGCUGGAUAUGGCAGCCAUGGAGACUGAGUUGACUCCUAAACCUUAGGUGUGCCAAGGCCAGUGUGUGGGGGCCCCUAGGGUGCACCUGCUUGAAGCCGGAGGGCAAAGUGGUGUGGGGCAAACAGCAGGCCCCUAGGCUGACUGGUACUGGGAGCGAGUGAUGGGCCCGAGCUCAGGAGUGGGAAGCUUGCCCUGGCUCUGCCCUUCACAAGAGGCCUCCCUGCCACCCCCACUCUUGCUGCUUCAUCUCCAGGUCUGUUCUGUCCCUCUGGCUCUCCAUAGUACCCCUUUCUUGCCCUUGGUCUUCCUAGUGUGUACACCCACUGAACCAUGGAAGGACCAUGACGGCAGGGAUAGGCUCAGUGCCGUAUACCCGCACCCAGGGGGCUGCUCAGUGCAUGCUUGUUAAGAGGUGGAGUCGUUUUAUCAUGUUCACACACAUGUGUGGAAUGUUUGCCCCAGGAGUAAGAGGUCAGUUACACAGCUGGCCAGGAGGAUAUGUGUGCUUUUGCUGUGCUUGGUGCCCACAUCAGAUUGGUGAAGAGAAACUGGUUAUGGUUCCUGCGGGCACAUGCGCUGAGCAGGGACUUCAGAUUGUGUCUGUGGUGCCAGGCUUUCCAUUGUGUGCUGUCACACGGCAAACAUCUACUGAUGGCCAGAUGGCAGCCCUGGGGCAACACGUGUGUAUUGUUAAGUCCUGGCUCUACAGGGCCCUGUUCAGGGGCCUUCGGACCAUGACUUGGGAACAUCUUUGGAGAAAGGGAGCACAGGCUGAGCAAGAGUGGUUGGGUAUGCCCCGCAUCAGGCUGAACACUGGGGUCACAGGAGCCCAAGGCCUGGCUCCAGGGGACCUUAGUGAUGGGGAUCUCAUCAUGCCUUGGCUGCACCUGCUGUGUCCUGUCUUGCAGCCUGUGAGGGAGAACACAAACCGAGCCAGGGAGAGAGGAGAUGCCGGCUCUCAGGGAGAGAAGGCCCUGUGGCCAUCCCUGGCUGUAGCUGCUUAUGCAGGGAUUGCUCAGGGACGGAUGGUGGCAGCUGUGGUGUCUGGUGUCUCCCUGCCUCGCCAUCCUGCCUGCCGUUCCCAGGUCUGCCCUGAGGCAGGGGCCGAGGAGGACGGCCCAAGGAAGAGCAUGGACAUUGCGCUGGAAGAGCUGCAGCUGCCCCCAAACACUGAAGGCCCCCUGCAGCAGGUUUUGCCACAGAGAUCAGAAGCAGCAGAGGCUCCUGGCUGGCCAGCCAGCCCCGCUGGGCUGAAGAGGGCCCUCCCCAUGCAGGCUUCUGACCACAGCUAUGCCCUUUUGGACUUAGAUGCCCUGAAAAAAAAACUCUUCUUCACUUUGAAAGAAAACGAAAAGCUCAGAAAGCGCUUGAAGGCCCAGAGGCUGGUGAUGCAGAGGAUGUCCAGCCGCCUCCGCACACACAGAGGGGGUCAGCAGGGACCCCAGGCCAGGCCACGGCCGGAGCAGCGGAGCUGAGCUGGAAACAGCACCCAGGGCAGGCAGUGAUUUGGGGGCUCUGGUCAUGGACAGUUGGGUUUGCUGCUGAUACUGAGGAAGGGGCCACCUGGUCUACUGAGAGGCCUCUGCCGGGGGAGCAGGGGCUGGGACGCAUGUGAGCCAGAGCCACACCUGCUGGGGCACCAAAGUGCCAGGGUGAGUCUGGUUUCUGUGCAAGCAUGGUUGGAACCCCAGCGUGAAGAACUGACCCGACAGUGUCACAGGCACUCCCCGAGGGGGGGAACCCUCUCUGCCAGUGCACCUCCUUUAGGGACAGCCUGUGGGGCCCUCCCGCCCCCAUGCAGAGGGAGCGAUGGCUGUGACCUGUGAGUGGGUCCCCUCUGUCAUCCUGGACAGUGGGCCUGACCUGAUCGGAGGCGGAAGCUGGGAGAAGUGCCUCCUUUCCACCUGGUGUUGGUGAACACCAGAAUAAAGUGUCUUUCCACAUGCA